Messenger RNA from Ostrinia furnacalis (Asian corn borer), 2409 nucleotides. Its product is annotated as cytochrome P450 4V2-like. The coding region runs from base 159 to 1658 and encodes 499 amino acids. The transcript is spliced from 10 exons. Gene Ontology annotation, molecular function: heme binding; monooxygenase activity; oxidoreductase activity, acting on paired donors, with incorporation or reduction of molecular oxygen. Lineage: Eukaryota; Metazoa; Arthropoda; Insecta; Lepidoptera; Crambidae. The record is from RefSeq and is a predicted model, not a curated record.
AGACGUGCCGGGUGUUCAGGUCUCCAUCUUAUGUCAAGGUUGAAAAGUUGGAAGCUUCACUUUAAUAAGUUUCAUUUUAGUUUUUAGUUUUGUGCGUGUGACUAUUGUCCGUUUUUAGAACAAAAGUUAAAACAAUAACAGUUUAAAAAUUAGAAAAAAUGCUAGUUGAAAUAUUUUUAGUGUUAACAUUUGCAUGGAUGGCAAUAUUGUGGUGGCAGAACAGGGCUAAAAGGGAUAUGUGCAAAUACAUCAAAUCUGAUAUACCUACAUAUCCAUUUAUUGGAAUAGCACACAGGUUUAUUGGAAGCAGUGAAGAUAAGAUGAAAACAUUGAUGGACCUAGGUAGAGAAGGCAUUAAACACAAUGGCUGGACAAACGCGUGGCUUGGAAUGCGCUUAUUUGCAGUGGCCUGUGAUCCCGCGGAAGUGGAAUUCGUUCUCAAGACUUAUCUCGAGAAAGACGAUGUUCUUAAAUUCACGCAGAUUAUCAUUGGCAACGGCAGCAUCUUUGCCUCAGUGCCAAUAUGGAAGCCGCGCCGCAAGGUGCUGGCGCCGACCUUCGCACAGAGGAAGCUUAACCACUACAUGAACGUGUUCCAAGAACAGGGCGCCGUGAUGGUGGAUGAGCUCCGCAAGGUGGCCGAUAAGGGCAGCUUUUCAGUUUGGCAGUUCAUGACGACCUACACCAUGGAUUCUAUUUGUGAAACUACACUUGGUUGCAAAUUGGGCAUCCAAAGGCAAGGUGACCACCUCUUCCUACACAACUUUCCACAAGUGGCCAAAUUUAUAACCACGCGCAUAAUGUCGCCUUGGCUGCACUCUGACUUCUCCUACAAGCUCUCCGGCUACUACGAUCUGUGUAUGAAAUAUACUAAUGCUAUCACUGACUUUGUGUCUAAGAUAAUAAAAUCAAGAAGGACUGCGCUGAAAGAAAAUAAUAAUACGAUUAAAAACGAUGAGUAUACUCCAAAACCAUUCUUGGACCUGCUGAUCGAGUCGUCAGGUGGCGAGGAACACGGUUACACCGACAGGGAGUUGCUCGAAGAGUCUCUGGUGAUGCUGAUAGCUGGCACUGACACUUCAGCAGUAGGGUCCUCAUUCGUCACCGUCAUGCUGUCGCAGCAUCUUGAUAAGCAGGAGAAGAUUUAUAAAGAAAUACAGGCAGUAUUCGGUGAUUCGGACAGGCCGAUCACAGCCGAGGACUUGCCUCACCUAAAGUACUUGGAAGCCUUCAUAAAGGAAACGCUGCGACUGUACCCGCCAGUACCAAUCACGGCAAGGAAAACCGACAAAGAAUGCGUGACCCCUGCGGGUACAAAACUCAUACCCGGCGUGGGAGUAGUGAUCCACAUGUGGGCGAUCCACCGCAACCCCCGCUACUGGGGCGAAGACGCCGAGGAGUUCAGGCCAGAAAGGUUCUUCGACAGCCCCCCGACCCACCCAGCUGCGUAUAUGCCUUUCAGCUACGGAUCGAGGAACUGCCUUGGCUACCAGUACGCGAUGAUGUCAAUGAAGACCAUCAUCACAUCACUCGUGAGGAAGUACAAGGUCCUGCCCGCUUCAGGGAUCAGCAGUAAGGAGCCUCUACGAGUCCACUACGACCUCAUGAUGAAACAUGUUGAUAACUUCCAAGUCAAACUACAGACCAGAACUAAUUGAGGAGAAGGAAUGAACAUACAUGUAUAAGAAGAAGAAAAAGAAUAAAGACUCAAAGAUUCUCCACUAGGAGUUCUGGUAAUGAAUUAAACGGUUUGGUGAUAUAAAAUAGUGAUAUCUUAGAUAGUUUUGAAUACAUUAUGCUUUUAUAAGUUAGUAUUUUUAGAACAAAACUGCAUCUAGACUAUACAGGCCAAGAGCCGAAACCAAAGUAAAGAUACAGUUAUAUAUAAAGAUACAUUUAUUUGUUCGAAACAGGCUGAGUUGCACCACCUAACUUUGACCAUAACUUUGACGAUAACCGGUGCUUUUUGUAUGGAGUUUGACAGAUUUUUGACGUUUGUCAAAGUUAAAUUACAAUGGUGCAACCCAGUCUAAGUGUUAAGUUAUUAUAAAUAGUUUCAACAUGUCGUACCUUUGCGGUGUACAAUUAUAAUAAUAAUGACAAUUAUAUAAUAUCUGUAAAUCAAUGAAGCCAAUAAUUGACAUCAUCAAUAUUUUAAUUUUUUUAAUAUUAUUAAAACGCCUAUUUGAAAUUUUUAAGCAAAGAUGCAUGUGAAUGACAUUUCGUGGUAAACAAUUUAGUAGUAAAUUUAGAACAAUUGUGCAUCUAAAUAUACAAGGCUAGUCAUGUAGUCGGACUAGGUUAUGGGAUUCUUAAAGGCAGUGCAUUUUCGCAUAUUAACCGAGUUAUGGAACUACUGGGAAGGGGUAUCUUUGUUCAACAAUAACGUCGAAACUAAUAGACGUAGAC